AUGGGCACAACCCCCCCGGACAGCGCGGUAGUCAGCCAGGCGCUUCCACCCGAGAAACCGGAAGCGAUACGGACACGAACAAAAGUUAUACUUGCUUUUUGGGCCGUGAUAUUAUUCUUUGGGCUACCGAUGUGGUGGAAGACGACUUCAGUCUAUCGAGCUUCGUUACCCCUGGAUGAGAUGAUGAGUUGGGCGGAGGGAAAGGCAUGCAAACCAGAGUUUCCGUUAGAAAUUGUACUGCGUACGCCAUCAGUUUCAAUGGCAGAGGCCCAGAGUCUGUUGCGGACAACACAACAUGCGCUGGACGAUUUGAACGAGUUUCCAGUGCACCAUUUACGACUGAAGCUUGCGAAUCAUACCGAGACGAGAGAAAAUAAUAAAAUAGAUAUUGAUAUCGAAUUGGAGGACAAAUCAGAUGCGGCACUCGUCGUAAACCUCAUCCCCUCGGAAAUCGCAACCCCUACUUCACAACUUCAUUCGUAUUCACCGCGGAUGGAUAUAUGGUAUCCUCCUAGUCAGCUUUCGUCUGUUACAUCUACGACCUCCCCUCUUAUUACAUUCAUUGCGGGCGAAAUUCAAAAAAUAUUCAAUGAGGAAAAAGCGACUAUAGCAUAUAUAUUAGGCCAGAGCAAUUCUGCGCUGGCGUCCUCGUUCCCUGGGGCAGGUCAAUUGGCAGAACUUGUCAGCAAACGAGUGGGCGGAUCACUCAAAUAUGCCGAGACAUAUCAUCUAUCCUUUUCUCUCUUUACGCCAGGUUCGCAACCGUCGUCAUGGGAGAUUGAGGAUGCGAUUCAGGAAUACAUGGUUCCAUUGCUAGACGCAUUCUCGUCAAUCAGCAAUUUCUCGAUUGACACCCAGGUCCAGCUAUAUGCUUCUUUCUCCCCAACAUCUCCACACCCAGAGUAUGAUGAAGCCUCGCAACAAUGGACGCUCAAGGAAGAAGAUCUCAGCUCUUUUAUCAACGCCGCAGAAUGGCCAUUGAGUCCGAGCAUAGGUAGCGGACCAACCAUCAACUUUGUUUUAUAUGUCCCUGCCGCAACGCAGUCCCCACUAGUCGUCAAGGAGAGUCUUGCAACUAGCUGGAUUGUGCCGCAAUGGGGUGGCGUUGCUAUUGUCAACCCUUCCGUCACGGCCGUCGACGUAAUCAAUCCUCCACACCUAGCCAAAGAGUCCCUCAAACCCGCUCUCUUGACUUUCUCGCACCAACUGCUCACCCUCCUCGGCACACCAGCAACACCAUCCUCUCUCCCGCUCCGCCUUCAGACCUCAAUCCGCACUCGAGCAGCCACUUUGUUAUUGUCUGCAUCAUCAACAAUGGGCUCUUUAGCCCGCCUCACCCAAUCCCUCUCAUCAAUCCCCAUUCCCUUGAACGUCGCCUCCUCCGUCCUCACAACUCUAACCCACCUCUCAUCAACAUGCCAACUCCUGCGCGAGGGCAAAUUCGCAGCAGCAUUGGCAAGCGCACGAAUAGCGGAAAAGGAAGCUGAAAAGAGCUUCUUCGAGAAGAGUAUGGUGGGACAAAUGUAUUUCCCCGAUGAGCACAAGAUUGCGGUUUAUUUACCACUGUUAGGGCCUAUUGGGGUGCCCCUGCUGAUGGGGUUGUUGAGGGAGGUGAAAAAUCUGGUGGUGGAGUUUAAGAGAAGGAGAGCAUCUAAAACCUAG
This is a messenger RNA of Talaromyces amestolkiae, 1662 nucleotides long. RefSeq lists its product as uncharacterized. Gene Ontology annotation, cellular component: GPI-anchor transamidase complex. The transcript is spliced from 2 exons. The record is from RefSeq and is a predicted model, not a curated record. Gene Ontology annotation, biological process: attachment of GPI anchor to protein. Lineage: Eukaryota; Fungi; Ascomycota; Eurotiomycetes; Eurotiales; Trichocomaceae. Bases 1 to 1662 code for a protein of 553 amino acids.